AUGUCCUCCUUCAUCGACACGCCUCUGGGUUACAAGAUACACUACAAACUGUCAGGCGACCCGUCUGGCCAGCUCGUCAUCCUGACCCACGGCCUUUGCGGCUCAACCGCCACGUUUGACAAUUUCGUGCCGCUGCUUCCGGAGCGCUUCCACGCCGUCAGCGUCGACUUCCCCGGCUUUGGCAAGUCGCCGCGGCCCUCGGCAGCAGACCCGCUGCGCCAGCGGGCAGCGCCGGCGCCCGCAAGCCCGUGCUCCUCGUGGGACACUCGCUGGGCGCCGUUGUCAAUCUACACGCUGCUGCUGCCGCUGCCACCUCAUCUCCCGUUGGCGGCCUCUUGCUUCUGGGACCCGGCCGCGCGCGCCGCCAUGGUGGACCUGGCCGCGCUGGUGCGCGCCCAGGGCAUCGCCGCCGCCGCCACCAAGGCCGCCGAGGUGACCAAUUUCUAUGCGGACACGCCCGAGCGGACGGUUCCCGCUCUGCUCCGACGGAGCGUGUACGACGCCGUCGCCGCAUCCGACCCGGAGGCAUACGCCCAGACGUGUGAGGCCAUGGUGGCGGAUGACCACGUCGACCCUGCGUACGGCGCCAUAACGUGUCCUGUGGUGUUUGUGGCGGGCGACAAGGACAGAAUCAGCCCCGUGACGCGGUCGGAAGACCUGGCCAAGCUGGUGGGCGGGCCGGUCGAGGUGCAGGUUGUGCGCAGCGGGCACCAGCUGAUUCUGGAGGACUCGGAGGGCGUGAAGCUGGCGCUGUCCAUUUUCCUGAGCCACGUGGAGAAGGUAGAGGCGGAGGCUUAG
Molecule: messenger RNA, 798 nt
Organism: Sporothrix brasiliensis 5110
Lineage: Eukaryota; Fungi; Ascomycota; Sordariomycetes; Ophiostomatales; Ophiostomataceae
Exons: 2
Coding region: 1-798 (265 amino acids)
Source: RefSeq, a predicted model, not a curated record